Messenger RNA from Electrophorus electricus (electric eel), 4242 nucleotides. RefSeq names its product zinc finger protein 740a (gene znf740a). Gene Ontology annotation, biological process: embryo development; regulation of immune system process; negative regulation of transcription by RNA polymerase II. Gene Ontology annotation, molecular function: DNA-binding transcription repressor activity, RNA polymerase II-specific; RNA polymerase II cis-regulatory region sequence-specific DNA binding; DNA-binding transcription activator activity, RNA polymerase II-specific. Gene Ontology annotation, cellular component: transcription regulator complex; PcG protein complex; nucleus. NCBI's taxonomy places the organism in Eukaryota, Metazoa, Chordata, Actinopteri, Gymnotiformes, Gymnotidae. The record is from RefSeq and is a predicted model, not a curated record.
GGAACACUUCCGGUGGUGUUUCCUGUGUUUGUAAACUGAGGCUAGUUAGCUGAUGUGGACGGUCUGAUAAAGAACGAAAUCUCACGAGGACUGAAACAAGUGCCAGAUGAUAGGAAUAGGUGUGACCUAUUGUCUAGCGCAUCAUCCUGAGUGACAUCUCUUCUGGCCACCUUGUCCCCGCCCCUUUCCCCACCCUCUCUCAUCCGGUGUCCACGGUGAUGUCACACAUACCAAGCAGCUCGGUCCGUGACCAUAUGAAAUGGGCGGGGCUGCUCGGUUGUGAAGCAGUUCUUUCCAGCAUGGCCCUGAUGCAAGCCAGUUCCAUGGCUGCCCCCAAGAAAAUGAUGUCACCACUGGGUCCAGCUCCAGGCCAUGGAUCGGGUCAGAGGGAUGUGCAGGACCGCGGGGCACAGGGACACAUGGUCUUGCCAACUGGGAUGAGCUGUCCUCCACUGCUUCUCCGAAAAGAAGGAGAUUUCCAUGCGCCCCGGUUGCUAGAUGAGAAGGAAAUGGGAUCCAAUGAGGACAUGCAGCUGAAGAAAAAGAACAGGAAGUCGGGAACGCCCUGUAAAGUCAGGGAGCAGGACGGGAAAGGAGGGAAGGCUGUUGUGGUGGACGAAAAUGGGAACUGUCCACUUUCCAAAGUGCAGAAGAAUUUCAUCUGUGAUCACUGCUAUGGGGCAUUCAGAAGUGGUUAUCAUCUGAAAAGACACAUUCUCAUUCAUACUGGGGAGAAGCCAUUUGCUUGCGCCAUAUGUGACAUGAGAUUUAUUCAGCGUUACCACUUGGAAAGACACAGCCUUACUCAUACUGGGGUGAAGCCAUAUGCUUGCACCAUGUGUGACAUGAGGUUUUUCCAACGUUACCACUUGGAGAGACACAGCCUCACUCAUACUGGGGUGAAACCGUAUGCUUGCACCAUGUGUGACAUGCGGUUUUUCCAACGUUACCACCUUCAGAGACACAGCCUCAUUCACACGGGGGUGAAGCCCUACGCUUGCUCCAUGUGUGACAGGCGUUUUUUCCAACGCUACCACCUGCAGAGACACAGCCUCACUCAUACGGGGGUGAAGCCGUAUGCUUGUUCCAUGUGUGACAUGAAGUUUUUUCAGCGUUACCAUCUGCAAAGACACAGCCUAACCCAUACGGGGGUGAAGCCAUAUGCUUGUUCUAUGUGCCAUAUGAGAUUUUUUCAGCGUUGUCACCUUCAGCGACACAGUCUCACCCACACGGGGGUGAAGCCAUUUGCUUGUACCAUGUGUGAUAUGAGGUUUUUCCAACGCUACCACCUCCAGAGACACAGCAUCACCCAUACGGGAGUGAAGCCUUACGCUUGUUCCAUGUGUGACAUGCGUUUUUUCCACCGUUACCAUCUGCAGAGACACAGCCUCACUCACACUGGGGUGAAGCCCUACGCUUGUAACAUGUGUGACAUGCGUUUUUUUCAACGCUACCACCUGCAGAGACACAGCCUCACCCAUACGGGGGUGAAGCCAUAUGCUUGCUCGAUGUGCGACAUGAGAUUUUUUCAACGAUACCAUCUGCAGAGACAUAGCCUCACUCAUACGGGGGUGAAGCCGUAUGCUUGCUCGAUGUGUGACAUGCGGUUUUUCCAACGUUACCACUUGGAAAGACACAGCCUCACUCAUACUGGAGAGAAGCCGUUUGCAUGCGACAUGUGCGACAUGCGCUUCAUCCAAAGGUAUCACUUGGAGAGACACAAGCGUGUGCACAGCGGGGAAAAGCCUUAUCAGUGCGAGCGGUGCCAGCAGAAUUUCUCGCGCACAGACCGGCUUCUAAGGCAUCGGCGGCUGUGCCAAGGCAGGGGUGUGGCUAAAGUGGAGGCUCAACCCUGCUGUGAGCCCCGCCCCUUCCCCCAGGAGCCACCCCCAGCACCUCCAGCUACCUGGAGUCCCCUCCAUCCGCCCCCUGGCCGACUUGCAGUCUGACAUUCUCCUGUUUAACCUCCAAGACCCACCCUUAAAAAUAAUGCGGACGCUCCUGCCUCUCUCACUGCCGCCUUGCACAGUGGCUUCAGCUACUGGCUGAGACUGAUUUCAGAGGGAUAAGGGAGGAAAUAUUCUUCUGCCAUGUUAUCAUUUAGAGAAAGGGUGAAAGAAACAGAUUUGAUUUGGGAUUGUUUUAUACUUUAAAAGAUUUAUUUCAGCUUUUUUUUAAAGAUUGGUUGACUGUUUCGGUGGUACGUGGAUGGGAACAAGAAAAGGGGGUCAAAGGACAGCAUGUUUGAGCAAAUCAGGGAAGAAUGCCUGAAUAACAUUUCACAAAAGCACGACUACAAUAUUUAGCCAGUAAGAGAAAUGAUGAGGAUUUAUGUGACAGCACUCUUAUGCUUUUCAAUAGUGGAAGGUUACAGAUUUAGACAACCAUUUACACAAUUGUGUUUGUUCUACUGGACCUAUAAAAAAAAAGUCAGCAUCUUGUGACAUGUACUGUAAAAAUCAAACAAAGAAAAAAAUGCCAUCCUGUCUCCAGUACCCUACUGUGCUGAGGACUCAGGAAAUGUCCUAUAACUAUUACAAGAUCUAAUUAUAAGAUCUACAAUACUUGUGAAAAUGGCACAAUAUGGUUACAUACAUUCAUUAUUCACUUCAUAAAACAUUAAACAAAACUUUUCUCUCUGCUAUAACUUCACAUCAAUAUUCUCACUAGGUAUGACUUUCAAGGAAUUAUAUGUAAAUGUAACUCUAUUAACUGGUUUGUGCUGUAACUUUUGUCUAAUUUGGUGGAGAUGGCACAAGUGAUGUGCAGUCACAGUGCAAAGAUAAACACUUGUCCAUCUACAAUAUCUCAUGUUCAAUCACAUUACUACUACAAAAUGUGUUACUGUCAGUGAUGUAUCUACAUAGGAAAUGGCACACGAUGGAAGCUCCCAAAAGACCCUAAACAUAACCUGCAAAUCGUCAUUUUUAAAGAAUUUGUGGCCUUAGGAUGUAAUCAUGUAUUCAUAUUAAAGUGGUAUUUGUUUUGUUUUUAACUUGGCUAUCACAAAAAAUAGUUGCAUAAAUUUACAGGGAUGUUAAAAGAUAUGGACAGUCACUGCCUGUGUGUUUUAUCCAUUUAAGCCAUCGUUGUAACUAUAUCUUGCCAUUUCUGUAAGCACCACUGUGUUGGAACAUCCCAUUUUUUAUGACUAUAAAUUGUCAAACUUAUUAUUUUAAUAGGGGUUUGACUAGCAUCAAGAACAUUUCCAAUAUGGUACCUUGUGAUAUUGUCUCAUUCUUGUUAGGUUUGAGACAUUGUGGCCAUGUCCUUUGUUUGGUUCAGAACCUCAGAGGGCUGGGUUUACCCUCACCUAGUUUGCAUACUAAAUGCCUUUAACACGCAUGGGCUGCUUACAAGGUGAAAGGCAAACUGAUAAUUGUACCAAAUAGCUUAGUAACAAUUUUAAUGUCUCCCCAAUUCUGUUUUAACCUCAGACUUGAUCUUCACUAUAUUCUGUGGGUUUCUUGUGUGCUUGGUACCAAUUAACAUACCAGUAUGUCAGUUGAGCAAGUCUCUGCCACCUGGCGAUAUCUGGCAAACCUGUAUUAAAUGAGGUGUAAUGUGGGGAGAUGCUAACUGACUAGUAACACAAGACAUUGCCACAUUUUUAUGAAACAACCUAUAUUUUUCCCUUUGUGUUUUAUGUAUGAUUUAUAUAUCAAGAAAUGGACUACAACUUCUCUUAGUUCUGUAGCAACAUGCUGUGUGUAUUUUUAAUAACUUUUUUUAUUUCUAAUAUAAAUUUAAAACACUGGAGCAAAAAGUGAAAGUUAAACUAUAGACAUUUUUUGUUUUAUAUUAAAAAUGGUUUGUAGUCAUUAGACAAAGCCUCUCUUCGAAAUGGACUGAACAAAUUGGAAUGGUGUUUUAUCAUGGUCCCUCCAUUAUGUUCAGGUUUUAAGGAAAAUAGGGGAAAACGUUAUUUGAAUUGUUAGAAAUGUUAUAGAAAAUCUUUCCCACCACACUAUUUUAGGGAAUUAUAUGGUUAGAAACGUUAGAAAAAAACUGCAUCAAUAGUAGCUAACAGUAGUUCUUGUUUAUUUUAUCUUGCAUGCCAUUGCAGUUAUUACUGUUAAAACUUGUAUUGAUUUUUUUUUUUCUUCCUUAAAAAUGCUGUAUUGAUAAUUACUGUAAACAUGGGCAAAUGAAUCCAGACAAACCUUGUGAUCCAAUUAGUUUUCAUUGUGUGGAGUGAGGAGAGGGGCUUCCAUUAUGCAGAAAUAAAAUCCUUUAAAAGAA